Molecule: messenger RNA, 4201 nt
Organism: Cuscuta campestris
Lineage: Eukaryota; Viridiplantae; Streptophyta; Magnoliopsida; Solanales; Convolvulaceae
Source: the annotation of a GenBank genome assembly
GAUAUUCCUCCCGAUUACCAAAGCAAUCGACGCCGCGUGAGAAAGCCAGAGCCAGCAAAUUCAAUGGACGCCAUUCUCUAGAUCUUAUUGCUUCUUCUUCUUCAUACAUUUGAACGCAUUGCUGACUCCUCCAUAGCUUUUUUCCCAUGGCAGAGUAAAGCUUUCAAUUUUAUGUGUUUUAUGCAAAUGGUUCACGGCGGCGAAUAACUGCUGGGAAGUUGAGGAAGUUGUGUUAGUAGGAUUUGGAGCUAGGUUUUAUAGAUUCCACUGCAUGUUUGAUUGAUUUGUAUUGCGAUGAUGAUGGCGGAUGAGAGCGCUAAACGUUGGUCUCCUGAGAAGUUGCCGGAGCCCGGCGGCGGAGAAACUGAGGCCUCGGAAAUUCCGAGUGAGAGAGAUUUGGAUUUGGAGAUGGUUUGGAGCUUGCUUUCGGGCAAUGAUUCUGAUCCAGCACAGAGAAUGCCACAGGACCCAUCUCUGAAUUUCAUGCAACUUGGUCUUUCUCAUGACUACUUGAAAGCACCAGCAACAUCUAGCAUAGUGGAAUCACCAGUGGAGUUAGAAAUGCCCAUUUAUGAUAAGUUUCCUGUUCAGUACAGUUUCAUACAGAAUCCUGAAGUUUUAUAUGAUGUGAGCAUGUAUUCCCAACCAUUGUUAGAAGACAAUCUAUUUCCUCCUGCUGAGCUUAAUUUUGGGAUUGGGCCUUGCAAUGGCGAGGAUAUGAUUAGUGUGAAAGAUCAAGAAUGGAAGUCUUCAACUUGCUAUGGACGCUUAGGCGGUAUUAUCAACAAUGAAGGUUUGACAUGGAGAACUGAUGAAGGAAAUCAAGAUAAUUAUUUCAGUAGCAGAAGAGAGAUUGAUUUGAAGCCAGCCGACCAGACUUGGACAUACAUUCCCUCUGUAUUCCCUAAAAAACAAGAAUUAUGUGCAGAGGACAGAACAGAUCCUACCAUUGACAAGAAACCAUUUAAUGAGGUUGGUCCAUUCAUCUCAAAUGAACUACUAAAUCCAUUUUCUUCUGUUCAGCUACCUUCCUAUUCAAGCAGAAGUCAGUUAGUUUAUAGAGAAGAUGAAAGUGAAGGCACAAUACAUGAGUCUGCAGAUCCUCACAAUUAUCAUAAUCUGAUUGGUUCCACUACAUCACAAAAGCCCCUUCUGGUUAAUAAUGACUGUGCUCUGAUUGGUCAUGUUGGAGACAAAUGUGACCCUGUGCCAUCGACUUCAAUCAAACAGGGAUCGGAUUCUUUUAAAACAGAGAACAUACAUGGUUUGCAAAAAACAAACAACUUACCUUCAUCAUCAGCUGGCCACCAAUCAGUUCAAAGCUCAUCUCCUCAAGGAACAUGUGCUGCUACUGAUGAUGGCGAUGUGUGCAUUCUGGAGGAUUUAAGUGCAUCAGCUCAACCGAACCCAAAUGUCUCUAACAAGAGGUCUUCUGUUAACUUACGGCGCCCAAAAUGUAGUGAUGCUUUAACUCGUGCCAAGGCAGGACACAAGAGGUUCAGACCAAAUGAUGAAAAAUAUGUUUUUCAAACUGCAUUGCUGCACCUUUCUCAGCCAAGAUCUGAAGAAAAACCUCCAGAUGGUGUUCUUGCUGUUCCUCUUUUGAGACACCAGCGAAUUGCUUUAUCAUGGAUGGUCAAGAAGGAAACAACAAACCCACGCUGUUCUGGUGGGAUUCUAGCAGAUGACCAGGGGCUUGGAAAAACAAUAUCAACUAUUGCUCUCAUACUCAAAGAAAGAUCUCCAUCUCUUAGAGUAUCUGCAGCCAUUACAAAACAGACCGAGGCAGAGACGUUCGAUUUGGAUGAUGAUGAUGAUGAUGCUACUAAUACGUCUAAGGCUACCAAGUCAAUUAAAAAAGCUCGUCUAGUGAACAGCUGCUCUUCCACAGGUUCUAAACCAUCUGUACGUGCAAGGGGCAGGGCAGCUGCUGGCACCCUUAUUGUAUGCCCAACAAGUGUCCUGCGCCAAUGGUCUGAGGAAUUGCGUAACAAGGUUGAUAACAAAGCUAAUCUUUCUGUGCUAGUAUACCAUGGAUGCAAUAGAACAAAGGAUCCCUUUGAACUAGCAAACUAUGAUGUUGUGCUUACAACCUAUUCAAUUGUAAGCAUGGAAGUUCCCAAACAACCUCUUGAUGAUGAGGAUGAUGAUGACGCCCAAAAGCACAACACAGAUUCAGUAAAUGGCCUUUCAUCUUGUAAAAAGAGGAGAAGUCCUCAGAGCUCUGAAAAGAAAUCACCAAAGCGCAAGAAGGGGACAGAUGGUGAAUUGCUUGAUAAUCUAGAUCGCCCUCUUGGCCGGGUUGCUUGGUUUAGAGUUGUAUUAGACGAGGCUCAAAGCAUCAAGAAUUACAAAACUCAAGUAGCAAGAGCUUGUUGGGGUCUCCGUGCUAAACGUCGGUGGUGCUUGUCGGGUACACCCAUCCAGAAUGCAGUUGAUGACUUAUAUAGCUACUUCAGAUUUCUUAGAUUUGAGCCGUAUUAUUCAUAUAAGAAUUUUUGUUCUUCACUUAAAGUCCCUAUUCAAAAAAGUCCAACACGCGGGUACAGAAAACUUCAAGCAGUGCUUAGGACUGUAAUGCUACGUCGAACUAAAGGAACAUAUAUUGAUGGAGAACCGGUUAUCAACCUUCCGCCUAAGAAAAUAGAGUUGAAAAAGGUUGAAUUUACACAAUGGGAGCGGGAAUUUUAUUGCAGACUUGAAGCUGAGUCACGAGCGCAGUUUGCGAAAUAUGCAGCUGCUGGAACUGUCAAACAGAAUUAUAUUAACAUAUUACUGAUGCUCCUGCGUCUUCGUCAAGCUUGUGAUCACCCACAUCUUGUUGAGAGAUCCAAUUCAAGUUCAGUUUUGAGAACCUCAAUUGAAAUGGCAAAGAAGUUAUCCGCCGAGAAACGAUCUUCACUUUUGAAAUGCUUAGAGGCUUCUUUAGCAAUUUGUAGCAUAUGCAGUGAUCCACCUGAAGAUGCCAUCGUGACAGUCUGUGGGCAUGUCUUUUGCAACCAGUGCAUUUGUGAACAUUUAGCUGGUGACACCACUCAUUGUCCUACAACAGACUGCAAAACCGAACUGAGUGCUUCUUUACUAUUCUCCAAAACAAUGUUAACCGAUCCUGCACCUGAUGAACAGAGCCAGUUGAAUGAUACUGAUCAGACCAAUUCAGAGUCAGUUGAUAAACCACAGCUGCAUACGUUUGGAUGCUCGUACGAUUCUUCAAAAAUCAAGGCUGCUCUUGAGGUUCUACAAUCAUUGUCUAAAUCACGGGAUGGUAACUCUCCAAAAUGUGAAGAUGAGCGUAGUAGCUGUAAUCAGACAACAAAGAUAGCUGGAGAGAAAGCGCUUGUGUUUUCACAGUGGACAGGAAUGUUGGAUUUGCUUGAGGAUUGCCUGAGAAGGUCGACUAUCCAGUACAGGAGACUUGAUGGAACUAUGUCUGUUGUUGCUAGAGACAAAGCUGUAAAAGAUUUCAACACAAUUCCUGAGGUCUCUGUUAUGAUUAUGUCUCUGAAGGCAGCUAGUCUUGGGCUGAAUAUGGUUGUGGCCUGCCAUGUCAUCCUAUUGGACCUGUGGUGGAACCCAACAACUGAAGAUCAAGCCAUUGACAGAGCACAUAGGAUUGGCCAGUGUAAUCCUGUCACAGUUUUGCGCUUGACUGUAAAGGAUACUGUUGAAGACCGUAUUCUGGCUCUUCAGGAAAAGAAGAGGGAAAUGGUGGCUUCUGCAUUUGGAGAGGAUAAAAAUGGCAGCCGACAGACUCGUCUAACCGUGGAGGACCUGGAAUAUUUAUUCUACCGCUAACAUUGAGACUCUUAACACUGGUACUUCUCACCAUUUCUCACUGGCGUGCGUCAUCCGUAUGAUAAUAUCAGACUCUAGUAUACACAUGGAAAGAACGAUUGAGAUCUUCUGACUGGUCCGUCCUCAAGGAUUAACACAAUCCAUUUUUCUAACUAUUGUUCAAUCAUCACCCCACCACCCUCUUGUAUAGGCGGGGUUUAUUCUUCUAGUGUUCUUUAGACCGGACGGGGAUGGGCAUUUUGCUGGCAAAAGUUCAGGUUGUAGAUUUAAGUAUGGAAAAGUAGUAUUAAUACAAGUAAUUGUAUAUGGUUAGUCUCUCUUAGAAAUGAGUGCUAACUCGGAUGGUGGCCACAAUUUUUUGGCAAUUUAUAACCCUCUCAAUGUAUUUAUUGGCAUUGGGUAUAAU